Beauveria bassiana ARSEF 2860 is the source of this 1248-nucleotide messenger RNA. Its product is annotated as oxysterol-binding protein. Gene Ontology annotation, molecular function: oxysterol binding. Gene Ontology annotation, cellular component: membrane; intracellular membrane-bounded organelle; cytosol. Gene Ontology annotation, biological process: exocytosis; endocytosis; maintenance of cell polarity. The coding region runs from base 1 to 1248 and encodes 415 amino acids. Lineage: Eukaryota; Fungi; Ascomycota; Sordariomycetes; Hypocreales; Cordycipitaceae. The record is from RefSeq and is a predicted model, not a curated record. The transcript is spliced from 2 exons.
AUGUCCUCCACCACAGCUCAGGCCCAGGCCGGUAGCGGCAGCUGGUCUGCUUUCCUUAAGUCCAUUGCUUCCUUCAACGGCGAUCUCUCGUCCUUGACGGCCCCGCCCUUUAUUCUCUCCUCGCAAUCAUUAACCGAAUUCUCCUCGUACUGGUCUACGCACCCAAAUAUCCUUGUCGCCGCCGCCUCGGAAACUGAUCCUGCGAAGCGCUCCAUGCUGGUGCUCAAGUGGUUCUUCUCCACGCUCAAGCAUCAGUAUGCCAGUCGCAGCGAGCAGUUUGGCAAUGAAAAGAAACCCCUGAACCCUUUUCUGGGCGAGCUCUUCUUAGGAUCGUGGAAUGACGAAGCUGGCAAGACGACUCUCGUGUCCGAACAAGUCAGUCACCACCCGCCUGCUACCGCCUACUGUAUCCGUAACGACAAGACUGGUGUUCAGCUCGAGGGCUACAAUGCACAGAAAGCAACUUUUCACAGCACCAUCAUUGUCAAACAAAUUGGGCACGCCGUCUUGACUAUCCCCAUUGGGGUUACGAAGGAGCCUGAGCACUACCUGAUUACGCUGCCGUCUCUUCACAUUGAGGGCCUCAUUUUUGGCGCCCCAUUUGUCGAGCUUGACGGCACCAGUUAUAUAACCAGCUCUAGCGGAUUCAGCGCCAAAAUUGACUACAGCGGCAAGGGAUGGCUUUCUGGAAAGAAAAACACCGUCAUUGGCACCAUCACCCCCACCGGCAAGGUAAAGGAUGUCCUGUACAACGUGACGGGACAAUGGAAUGAGAAGCUCGAGUUCUAUUCUGGCGCGGCCAAAAAAAACUCAAAGUCUACUCUAAUCGAUGAGUACGACGCUACCAAGGCCCCGCAGACGGAGCUCCAGUUGGCGCCCAUCGAGAAGCAGCAUCCCCUUGAGUCGCGCCGUGCCUGGGCUAAGGUUGCCGCGGGCAUCCAGAGAGGCGACAUGGAUACUGUCUCGCUUGAAAAGGGCAAGAUUGAGAAUGCGCAGCGCGCCUUGCGGCACAAAGAAACGGCUGAGGAAACUGCGUGGAAGCGUCGCUACUUCACCGCUGUGGCUGUUGGCACCACCGAUCCCGUCCUGGAACAGCUCGGUGCUGUUGGUGGCGUGGCCGUUGACGGCGAACGCGACAAGACUGGCGGCCUCUGGAGAUUCGACGCUAAAAAGGCCGAGGCUGCGGAUGCCGCGAAGCUCACCGAGGAGCAAAUCAGGACACUGGAAAAGGAAGUGUUGGGUCAAUAG